Messenger RNA from Cotesia congregata, 336 nucleotides. NCBI's taxonomy places the organism in Eukaryota, Metazoa, Arthropoda, Insecta, Hymenoptera, Braconidae. The record is from the annotation of a GenBank genome assembly.
AUGGCCAAGGCUAGGUUACUCAAUUCUGGCUCAAAUAUGGGUUGCCAUUCAACGGCCAAGGCUUGGUUGCCUAGUCUUGGCCCAAGACUGGGUUCUUUUGCCUCGGCCAUUCUAUGGCGAAACAGUCUUGGCCCAACGCUGGGUUUUCUUGCCUUGGCCAUUCUAUGGCGAACCAGUGUUGACCCAACGCUGGCCAUUCUAUGGCAAACCAGUGAAGGCCUAACGCUGGGUUUCUUUGCCUCGGCCAUUCUAUGGCGAACCACUGUUGGUCCAGGCUCGGAUAAUCAUUGGGCCGGCCGAAGCUUGGUUACCCAGUCUUCGUCCAGGCUCGGAUAA